Cyclopterus lumpus (lumpfish) is the source of this 1999-nucleotide messenger RNA. Its product is annotated as nucleolin-like. The coding region runs from base 123 to 1667 and encodes 514 amino acids. NCBI's taxonomy places the organism in Eukaryota, Metazoa, Chordata, Actinopteri, Perciformes, Cyclopteridae. The record is from RefSeq and is a predicted model, not a curated record. Gene Ontology annotation, molecular function: RNA binding. The transcript has 14 exons.
CGUCCAGGAUGCGCUUGCGCAUGCGUACUGCUUAGUUCAAAAACGAUCUCAUGCGGAUGUUCUUUGCUCAACACACGUGUGUUUAACGGCUACGACGAGUUGCGAUCUCGUGGUGAAAAACUAUGGAACAAAUAAACACUACAAGACGUAGUGGAACACAAGGCAAAGUUGUCCCCAUGGAAGAUGUAGACGAAGCAGAGAAUGUAAAAACUGAUCAUCAGAUGGACACGGUCAUUGAAGUAAAAGGAAGUUCUUCCACGGUGACUAUUGCAAGUGAUCAGAUGAUGGACAGCGAAUCUCAGGUGGACACUGUCGCUGGAAGUACAGCUCCAGUAAGUGUAACAUGGGAGAAGAACCAGGAGGGAGCGCGCAACGAUGUUCUAAAGGAAACCAAUGGAGGUGAACAGAUGAAAAAGACACCAGGAAAAGGGAAACGGAAGGCACCCUCUUCUGUUGAGACCCCCGCUUCAAAGAAAACUAAGAUCAUGAACGAUGGAUAUUGUCUUUAUGUCGGCAACCUGAACAACACCAAAACAUUUGAGGAAGUCAAAGAUUCAUUAGCAAAUUACUUCAUGGCACAAAGUCUCCUGGUUCAAGACAUCAGAUUGGACCGGUCCAAAAAACAUGCAUUUGUAGAUUUGGCUUCAGAGAUGGACUUGACCAAAGGUUUGACAUUACAUGGAGAAAUGAUGCAUGAUAAGCCAAUGAAGAUCGCCAAAGCGAAGGUCAAGAAUAUGGACAAGGUGCAGGUGAAAGCUCCAGCAAAGGAACGCAACGCCAAAGAUGACAAAUGCUUGUUUCUGAAGAACGUCCCGUACAACGCAACAAAAGAAGACAUUAUGAAAACCUUCUGCCAGGCCGUCGAUGUUCGGUUUCCUGGUGGGACGGAAGGCCCAACGACAGGCAUUGCCUUUGUGGAGUUUAAAAAUAAAACUAUUGCUCAGAAAGUACAGCAACAAGAACAGAACAUUAUGAUUCAAGGCCGGGUUUUGAUUGUGGACUGUGUUGGAAAAACAAAUCGGAAAGUCAUCCAAGCUAAAGACGACAAAGAAGACGCACCAGCUGCAGCUCCAAAUAACACCUUGUUUUUGAGCAAUUUGCCUUUCAAUAUAAAAGAAAUCUUCCUCAAGAAAUUAUUUAAGACCGCUGUUAGUGUCAGCAUACCUCAGUGUGACGGCAAAUCAAGGGGGUUUGGGUUUGUCCAGUUUGCAGCUGUGGCAGAUGCGGAACAGGUCUUGCAGUCAUCUCAAAAACUGAAAAUGUACAAAAGGGUUGUCGGAGUACAAUUCAGCCAAAUGCAAGCAAAUUCAGAGGAGAAAUUCCAAUCAAAAACACUGAUUGUGAUGGGCCUUGCCGAGAAUACGACUGCAGAGACUCUUAAAAGUGCCUUUGAAGGGUCUUGCAGCACAAGAGUCACUCUUGAUACAAAUACAGGAGUUUCAAAAGGGUUUGGCUUUGUGGAGUUUGAGAGUGAAGACAACUGCAAAGCUGCCAAAGAAGCCAUGGAGGACUGUGAGAUCGAUGGCAGCAAAGUGACGGUGGCUUAUGCAAAAGCCCAGUCUGGAGAAGCACAGGGGGCUGGUGGAGGCAAGAAAAAAGGCAAGAAACUUGGAGCUGGCAAACCACAGGAGGCUGUUGAAGUGGAAAAGAAAGUCAUACUUGCUUGAGAAAACCCCUGAUGUCAACUCUUGGGAAAAGUUAUCAGAUAUUAUUAUUAUUUUUUUUUUUUUUAAAUGUAGCUACAACUAUCUGAAAGCAUGGACAAGCUCAAGGUUGAAUUUACAUGGCGGUGAAACUGUGCACCGUAUGGUUAGUCCUACCUGUUGGCAAGACGUGUGGCAUCUUGUUAUUUAGGCUGUCAUAUUUGUAUUUUAAAUCUUUUAAAUUCAUAACUAUUUUUGAAAACAUGGAAGAUCUUAUCACAUUAUGUAGUUGUGUCAUGUAAAACGUUGAUAAAGAUAUACUCCUAAUGUGAAGACAAAUACAUUUUAAAACCACA